AUGUGGAGCGUGCAAUAUUGCUAUGAUGAUCGCACAGCUCGCUUUGCCGUUAAGAUGAUUAUGUUCCGCGGCGGCGUCGUCGGAGAACUUGACGCUCGACGGGACGCUGCAUUCGCGCGUGUCCUCGAGCGGCUCCAAGCUCGCUCUCGGGGCGUGCUCGCGCGCAGACGGGCACAAAAACUCCGUACACAGCAUACAGCCGCUAGAUGCGUCCAACGUAAUGUUCGCGCAUUUCUUGCGGUUCGCGAUUGGCCAUGGUGGAGGCUGCUCGUUCGCGUUACGCCGCUGCUCGCCGUGCAUCGCACCGAACAUCAGCUCAAGCAGGCACAGGAAGAAUUGGAGACACUUAAAGCGAAGUUGGAAAGGGUGGAAAACGAGAAGUCUCACUACAAGAACGAGUCCGAACGAGUUGAAAACAAAGUAAGUAAUAAAUAA
Molecule: messenger RNA, 435 nt
Organism: Pieris macdunnoughi
Lineage: Eukaryota; Metazoa; Arthropoda; Insecta; Lepidoptera; Pieridae
Source: the annotation of a GenBank genome assembly